Messenger RNA from Kogia breviceps (pygmy sperm whale), 3435 nucleotides. NCBI's taxonomy places the organism in Eukaryota, Metazoa, Chordata, Mammalia, Artiodactyla, Physeteridae. The record is from RefSeq and is a predicted model, not a curated record.
GUGCCUUUUCUGAAAACUCUGCUGAUUGGAUUCCACUUUCGAGCUGCCUCUUUAUAAACCCCUCUCCCUACCACCAUCACUGCCACCUCUCCCCGCCCCGCCCCCCCAAAAACCCUGGUGUGCUUGUAGUUCAUUCUCAGCAACUCGUUCAUUCUUUUUUUCUUUGAUUCUCAAUUUUCAUAGUCAUUUUUCCUCCUCCCGAUUUUGCAGCAAAAAAAAAAAAAAUUGCAGUUGUAACAUCCUACCAAUCUUAAUCUUUAAAGCCAAGAGAUAGGUAAAAAACCUUUUCUCCCCUUGACCUGAGACUAUUCCACACAUUGACAGGCAGCCAGCAGCAUAUGCUUUUUGCAAGAAUAAUUGAAAAUAUCAACUGGAGAGCACAGAAUCCUUUUGAAACUCUGCCAGUUAUUUGAAGUAACUUCAGCAGAGGAAAAAAAUAAAGCAGUCAAUAUCUUAACCUUGACGGCUGCCUUCUUAGGAGUUGGUCUCUAAUUUGAUUUUUAGUUAUUCUGAUACGAUUUUUAUUUUAUAGUGAGCUUUUUGUUUGACUAGACCAAAUUUGACUUAAAUGAAAACUUAAGUGCUAACAAAGAAACAUUUCACCAAAGCAAACAGUUAUCUCUUCACAUUUAGCUUGAAUUUAUUUUUAACCUUCCAACAACAGCAGUAAUAGUAGAGAGGGUGCACUUGAUUUUAACUUUGCUUUCAAUAUGACGUCUGUCACUGUUGCCCUGGUUCGUGAUACCAAGUGGCUGACUUUGGAAGUCUGUAGAGAAUUUCAGAGAGGAACCUGCUCUCGAGCUGAUGCAGAUUGCAAGUUUGCCCAUCCGCCAAGAGUUUGCCAUGUGGAAAAUGGUCGUGUGAUGGCUUGUUUUGAUUCUUUAAAGGGUCGGUGUGCUAGAGAGAACUGCAAGUACCUUCACCCUCCUCCGCAUUUAAAAACGCAGCUGGAAAUUAAUGGACGGAACAAUCUGAUUCAACAAAAGACUGCUGCAGCCAUGUUCGCCCAGCAGAUGCAGUUUAUGCUCCAAAAUGGUCAAAUGUCAUCACUUACUUCUUUUCCUGUGACUCCAUCCCUGGCAGCUAAUCCUGCCAUGGCUUUCAGUCCCUACUUACCUCAUCCUGGGAUGGGCCUCGUUCCUGCCGAACUUUUACCAAAUGCACCUGUGCUGAUUUCUGGCACCCCGCCUCUCCCACUGCCAGGAGCUCCUGGUCCCAAGCCGAUGCGUUCAGAUAAACUGGAGGUUUGCCGUGAAUUUCAGCGUGGAAAUUGUACCCGUGGUGAGAACGAUUGCCGCUAUGCUCACCCUACAGAUGUUUCCAUGAUUGAGACAAGUGAUAAUACUGUGACCAUCUGCAUGGAUUAUAUCAAAGGUCGAUGCUCCCGGGAGAAAUGCAAGUACUUUCAUCCUCCUGCGCACUUGCAAGCCAAACUCAGGGCAGCUCAUCACCAGAUGAACCAUUCAGCUGCCGCUGCGAUGGCCCUGCAGCCUGGUGCACUUCAACUGAUACCAAAGAGGUCGGCCCUUGAAAAGACCAAUGGUGCCACCCCGGUCUUUAAUCCCAGUGUUUUCCACUGCCAGCAGGCUCUGGCUAACCUGCAACUCCCGCAGCCGGCAUUUAUCCCUGCAGUUGAAAUUCUGAACAACAGAGUUAUGGAGUAUCAGAAUCUCUCCGUGAGAACCUCCAUAUGGCCUUUCUAUAUAUAUUCACGUAUGUCCUCUUCUACCAACACAACAAUAAGCAUGGUGCAGUCGAUAUAUUAAACAAAACAAACAUACCAACCAACAAAUUCGAAUAAAAAACAAAGCAUCAAUCAAUGGAGAUGUUAAAACACCAACAGAAAACUAACAACUACCAUCUAUCUAUCUUAUUUGAAUUAUUAGGUAGAACAUCAUAACAUUUUGUAAUUGAUCACACUAUUCUUUGUGAUUUUCCAAUAACCAUUAUGCUGAGUGAAUCUCUAUAGUGCACUGCUGGCUUAUUGUGCAUUCUUGGUGGAUAAACGUUCGGUCUGUUUUGAAGUGUUACCUUACCGUUUUGUUUACACAAUAGUCUGUUGGUUUGAUUCAGAAUGUAACAGAUAUAUCCAAUACCAUUUUCCCCAUUAUUGUAUUGUAUUGUGGUGUGUUGUGUUAGGUUUUUACAUACUAUAGUGUUUUGCUGUAAUGUGUGGUGUUUGAUUUUAACUAAAAUGCUAUUAAUGGGAAACAAACACAUGUGCUUGAAAAACAUGACAGGUUAAUGUUGAUAUGCUCUCUCUCUCUCUCUCUCAAGAAUAUUUCUGUAGGUUUCUUGAGGCAGACAUUUAAAAGGCCUCACUUUUGAGUGUGUCCAAAACUUGUUCAUAAACAUGCAUGUGUAUAAUUUGUACCUGUAGAUCUGACCUUGCAUAGUACAAACACGUUACUGGAUUUUUUUGUGAGAAAGAAAUAAUUACCUGAAAAUAACAGGGAACUUCUUAAAACAUUAACCCGAAUUUCACUCCUUAAGUAGAUUGCAAAACUAGAAUUUACCUUUACAUGGAUUUCUCAGCAUAUAUACUAAAAAUUAUGUAAAGUGCCCAUUACAUUUUUUGUGGCUCAAGGAUCCUGUCUUCUAGUUUGAGUGUCUAAAACUGAGCCAUUUGUCAUUUUCAGCUGAACAGUUGGUUCUUGGAAGCUUAAAGGUAUUCUAAUGACAGGUUAUAAAUUAAGCAGAGAGAGGGGGCUUGGAGCUAGUUUUUACAUAUUGGAGGAAAGUGUGUAAAAACCAUUGCAAUGUAACCUUUGAUACAAGUGCCACUUUCUGAAUGCAAAUGGCUCACGCUCUUUAGACUACUCUUUGAAUAAUAAGUAAGAUGCAGUCAGGAAAAGUCAGUCAGGGUGAAGGAGAAUUGGUUCCAAGUGAGGCCUUUCCUCCCCAAAUGGACAGUCUCUUGUGUUCAUCACAGCUGGAGUCUGAGUAUAGAUUUGGAGAAAUGGCGGGACUGGGGAGGGAGGUAGGGAGCCAUUUGAAAUUCUCUGAUUUAUUUAAAAGUUCUAAGAAGGAUGUCCACAGUUGUCUUUAGCCUCAGUUCAGCUGAGUUUCCAGGUUUGUUAAACAUUUCAGUGAAGGAGCAAGUGCCUGUGAUAUAAUAUGUUAAGUGUUGCCCUUCCCAAACUUUAUUAACAGCAGAACCUCUCAUAUCAUAACCAAGCCUCUUUUUUGUUUGUUGGGAUUUCUUUGUUUUUAUAUGUUUUGAAAAUUAUAAUAGAGAUGAAUAGUGAGGUUUGUAACACCCUUUGGAUGAGAGAGUGGCUACACUCCACAGAGCUGACCUGAAUUCCCAUUACUAAUACUUUUGAAGUAAUUGUAUAACCAAGUAAAAUAGCAGUUAAUUCCUAUGGUAUGUCACAUACUUCUUCCACCCUACUCAGUAAUUAAAGUUACUAUUAUUAAUCAGUGGUAGAACCA